Messenger RNA from Podarcis muralis (Common wall lizard), 1407 nucleotides. The record is from RefSeq and is a predicted model, not a curated record. NCBI's taxonomy places the organism in Eukaryota, Metazoa, Chordata, Lepidosauria, Squamata, Lacertidae.
AUGGAUGAAAUAGAGGAGGUAGACAAUGAAACAAUCAACACCCAGAUGAGUUCGGAGAAAACAACCAACAUCCGGGUGAGUUCGGAGGAAACAACCAACAUCCGGGUGAGUUCAGAGGAAACAACCAACAUCCGGGUGAGUUCGGAGGAAACAACCAACACCCGGGUGAGAUCGGAGGGAACAACCAACACCUGGGUAAGAUUGGAGGGAACAACCAGCACCCGGGCGAGUUCGGAGGAAACAACCAACACCUGGGUGAGUUCGGAGGGAACAACCAAUACCCGGGUGAGUUUGGAGGAAACACCCAAGACACAGUUCCUGCAUGACUUGUAUAACACAACUAUGUUGGAAGAGCUUGGAAAUAGAGUAGAUUCUAAUCGGAUCCUGGCCACUAUCCCUGUGGCUUUAUUUCCAUUCGGAGCUAUCUGUGGGUCCUUUCCUGUCGCUUGGCUGAUGGAUAGAUUUGGCAGGAAAGGUGCUUUGAUGAUAGCUGACAUUUUGUACAUUAUUUGUUAUGUACUAUUGGGUCUCUCACACUUGAUAAGAACCUAUGGAUACAGCCUCUUUAUCAAUUUCUGCUUUGGAUUAUGUUCAGGUUUACCAAUUCUGACAAGCAUUUCUGUGGCCAUGCCAUUGCUUCAGGUCUUUCUACUGCCCUUACUUCCUGAAAGUCCUAGGUAUCUCUUCAUUCAGAAGGAGGAUGAAAACAAUGCAAUAAAAGUACUGAAGAAGCUGCGAGACACUAGCGACGUGGAAGAUGAGAUCGAAGAGCUCCAGCUGGAGGACAUAAUUGAGAAAGACGAAAAGAACAUGGAUUCACUUAAGCUAAUGAUGACCCCAAGCCUAAAAUGGCAUGUCAUCCGCAUCUUCGUCUUGAUGGGUGGAGAGCAGCUUGAUGGCCUCAAUGCGGCAUACUAUUAUAAAGAGAGAAUCAUCUCGCCUACAAAGUCAGAUAUUGCGGGAAUACAUCUACUUUUGAUAAUCGGAAGCACUGUUUAUUCCUGUGCCAUUGCGUUAUCGAUGUAUCUGGCUGAUUCUAAGGGGCACAAGUUUCUGCUUCUCACUGGCUCUGGGAUCUGCAUCGUGACCUGUAUCAUGCUAACCAUGUCACUGGAUUUAUUGAAAUUUAUCCCGCAAAUGGUGCAUGUAAGAAAAGUUUUGGAAAACAUAUUCAUCUUUGGACAUGGUAUAGGAUCAGAUGAUAUGAAAGAUAUGAAUGCAGUAGAUAAUCUAGCAAGUAUGGGAGCCUAUAUCUUCCUUCUCUUCUGGCCUGUCUCUGUAGCUACCUUUUUCGUUAUCUUCAGGAUUAUACCAGAAACAAAAAUGAAGGCCUUUGUACAGAUCAGGAGAUCCAUGCUGAUCCCGAAGCCCAGGAAGAAACAUACCAAGAAGAGGAACAUCACGUAA